UGUGUGUGUGUGUGUGUGGUUAUUCUCCAUCACCCACUCUCCGGCCUCCCUGCUACAGAAUCAAGCUUGAGCCCUGUGUCCUGCCUCCAUGCCUCUUCUCCCUCCCAGAGCCCAACUGCUGUCACUCCAUGCUUUGCCAAGAAGGAGGGAACUGCAGUGACAGCAGGAGUAAGGAGAGGCCAGGCAGAGCUCUAUAGGGAAGGGGGUGCCCAAACUAGGUGACAGACCCAUAGGGAGGACAGAGGAGCAGGGCAAGAGGCUCUGAAAGCUUGAAGCAGGGAAGGGAGAGCAAAAGGGAGCCAGAAGACAGGGAAACCUGUGAAUACAGAGGUACCCGGCAACGAUGGGAACUCAACGGCACAACCACAAGCUGCCCUUGGCCCUGGUGCUUCUGACCCUAGGGGCUGGGUGGGCUCAAGAAGGGUCAGAGCCUGUCCUGCUGGAGGGGGAGUGCCUGGUGGUCUGUGAGCCAGGUCGACCUGCUGCAGGGGGACCUGGGGGAGCAGCCCUGGGCGAGGCACCUCCAGGAAGAGUGGCGUUUGCUGCAGUUCGAAGCCAUCACCAUGAACCAGCAGGGGAAACCGGCAACGGCACCACUGGUGCCAUCUACUUUGACCAGGUGCUGGUGAAUGAGGGUGGUGGCUUUGAUCGGACCUCAGGCUGCUUCGUGGCCCCUGUCCGUGGAGUCUACAGCUUCCGAUUCCACGUGGUAAAGGUGUACAACCGCCAAACUGUCCAGGUGAGCCUGAUGCUGAAUACAUGGCCGGUCAUCUCAGCCUUUGCCAAUGACCCUGAUGUGACCCGAGAGGCAGCCACAAGCUCUGUGCUGCUUCCCCUGGACCCUGGGGACCGUGUGUCCCUGCGCCUUCGCCGGGGGAAUCUUCUGGGUGGCUGGAAAUACUCAAGCUUCUCUGGCUUCCUCAUCUUCCCACUCUGAGAACCCAAGCCUUUAAAAGACAGAUAUCUAGUAUCUGGUCUUCUGCCUUCCCCUGCCCUGCCCUGCCUUGCCCCAGAAACAAGCGUCUUUGGAGCAAAAGAAAGGCCCCCUCAGGCUGCCUAUAGCCCACCUCCUUGCAUGAGAUCCUAUGCCAAACACCCAAGGCUAAGAGUGUAGAAGAACAGAGCUAUGGAGUUUCUAGAGGCAACAUUCCUCACCCCCACCACUCCAGUUGCCCUCCCAGACUCUGCUGCCCCUUGCCUGCCUCCACUUCUGACUUAAAGCAGGAUUGGCAAGAGGGGAGCCUGUACUACUUCACAGACUCCACUCCUCCUGUUCUCCACCCUGGCUUCCUGCUCAGUGUUAUUUGGUGACAGGUGGCACAGGUAAGCCUGACAGGCUCCCACAGGGACCCAGAUGGACGAGCCUCAUAGUACCUGCAGACUCCAUCCUGUUAGGAGUGCCAGCAUGAGAGAUCUCAGCCAGCACCGUACUAACAGGGACUGACAGCCCAACCAUAAAAAGAAGUGUGGGGAGGGCCACAAGAGCAUCCAUAGCUGAAGAGAUAGAAUGAGGGCAUGUACCUACCCUGAACA
This is a messenger RNA of Myodes glareolus (Bank vole), 1533 nucleotides long. It is a transcript of the gene Cbln3, whose product is annotated as cerebellin 3 precursor. Gene Ontology annotation, molecular function: protein binding. Lineage: Eukaryota; Metazoa; Chordata; Mammalia; Rodentia; Cricetidae. Gene Ontology annotation, cellular component: synapse. Gene Ontology annotation, biological process: maintenance of synapse structure. The record is from RefSeq and is a predicted model, not a curated record.